UAGUGUGCAAUUGAUCUUUUUAGAAGGAUCAUGCGCCUUAACUCAUGAGAUGUAAAAUUUAAUAGUUUCAUCUGAGUUGACUUAUUUUACCAAUUAUUUCAUUGGUUGACGUUCUUUAACAGGUAACCUCUACUUUGGAAAUGGCUUACCCUGGUGGACGCGAAAUAAUCAGGGAAAGCUAUAGACUGAAAAACAUUCCAGAAGAGGCUCACAAUAUCUUUAUCCUUUCGUUGUCAGAUUCAUCUUGGAAGCAAUACGAAAUUGCUCUUAAAAAAUGGUGGACAUUUUGUUGUGAUUCAGGUAUGAAUUAUCUGAAUCCGACUGUUCAUCAAGUUAUAAGUUUUUUGACAAAAGAAUUUAAUAAUGGGGCCGCUUAUGGAACGCUAAACUCCUAUAGAUCAGCUUUGGCUUUACUAGCAGGAUCAAGCCUAGGUCAGGAUGAUAAUGUUAAAAGAUUUUUUAAAGGGGUUGCUAAUGUGAGGCCAAACAAACCUAAGUAUGAGGAAACGUGGGAUCCUAAGCUCGUGCUAGAUUUUUAUAGGAAAUUACCUAUAAAUGAGAAUGGUUGUGUGGAGAAUGGAAAGGCUGAGGCCACUGAGAUUCGGGCUGAAGCAGCCAAUCUGGACCAUGCCACCACAGCGAUGACUCCUGAAUUUGCAGUGGUGAAGUGCCUCUGGAUAUCAAGUCAGCGGGAUUGGAAGUUGUCUAUGAAGUUAAUCAUUUUGUUGGCUUUAACCACGGGUCAUCGAAUGCAGACAUUCGCUUUAAUUAAAGUAAAUCAAAUCAAAGAAGUAGAUAAUGCGAUAGAAAUUAGAAUCCCAGAUAAAGUUAAAACAUCGGGAGUGAAGAGACAGCAACCUAUCUUAAUCUUACCUGAAUUCAAAGAUGAAAUUAAGCUAUGUGUUGCUAAUACUUUGAAGUAUUAUUUGAUUAAGACUAAGGAAAUCCGGGGAAAUGAACAAGCGUUCUUUCUAAGUUAUACAAGACCCCAUAAGCCAGUAGGAGCUCAAACACUUACGUUACAGCAGCUUUAA
Molecule: messenger RNA, 1034 nt
Organism: Phlebotomus papatasi
Lineage: Eukaryota; Metazoa; Arthropoda; Insecta; Diptera; Psychodidae
Exons: 4
Coding region: 141-1034 (297 amino acids)
Molecular function (GO): DNA binding
Source: RefSeq, a predicted model, not a curated record